Molecule: messenger RNA, 2369 nt
Organism: Microtus oregoni (creeping vole)
Lineage: Eukaryota; Metazoa; Chordata; Mammalia; Rodentia; Cricetidae
Gene: Rbbp8nl
Product: RBBP8 N-terminal like
Exons: 14
Coding region: 456-2369 (637 amino acids)
Biological process (GO): double-strand break repair via homologous recombination; DNA double-strand break processing involved in repair via single-strand annealing
Cellular component (GO): site of double-strand break
Molecular function (GO): double-stranded DNA binding; double-strand/single-strand DNA junction binding; damaged DNA binding
Source: RefSeq, a predicted model, not a curated record
AGCAUCUCCCCUCCCUUCAUAAGUGCCCACACAGCCUGGCUGUGCCCCUGGGCUAGCCAGCGCUCCUAUCCAGGGCCCCAUAGGAUGCUCCCCGUGACGGUCAAGCUAAGGCACCCAGGCAGCUGGGAUUAUGGGGAAACAAUCUAACUCUAUGCUCAUGGCCAGCCGGUUCUUCCACUCUCUCUGAGAUGGCCAGACCAGUCGAGCGGCUUUGGGCAGUCCCUGCCUCCUAGCAGCUCCCGGCCGGGAGAAUCGGAAACCCGUCAGGCGGGUUUGGUCAAAAUUCUGUCUUGCAAGUUCAUGCUGCUUGCUCCUAUCUCUCCCAGGAGGGGAUCACUCGGGACCGAGGCCCCUGGAGGUCCAAGGCUGGCCAAGUGGCCAUGCUGGACCCAGAAGGGCAGUAGAGCUCCCAACCCUCCUGUGACUAGAGCAGAGUGGCCAGCGCACAAGGAGCCAUGGACAGCUUCAUGGAGUCACUGAACAGACUGAAGGAGGCCCAUGAGAAGGAGGUUCUGGGCCUGCAGAACAAGCUUCUAGAACUGAACUCAGAGCGGUGCCGGGACGCACAGAGAAUAGAAGAGCUCUUUGCCAAAAACCACCAGCUCCGGGAGCAGCAGAAGGCACUGAAGGAGAACCUGAGGGUGCUAGAGAACAGGCUGAGGGCUGGCCUGUGCGAUCGCUGCAUGGUCACCCAGGAGCUGGCCAGAAAGAAGCAGCUGGAACUGGAAAGUGCACACCUGCAGAGCCUGCAGCAUCUCUGCAUCCUCACCAAUGAGAUGAAUGGGCUGAGGGAGGAAAACAAGAUCCUGAAGGAAGAAAUGAAGCUGCUUCGGAGCCUGCGAGACAAGGCGGCACCCCAGGCCUGGGAGGGCUCCUCAGAGCCCGCAUCACCCAUGCUGCUCCCCUCACCUGGGAACCGGAAGGGUGCCGAGAACCCCCCAGGAGACCCGGAGGAGGCAGAGGAAGAACAGCCAGGCACAGAUAAGGUGUCAAGCCACAAGACUUCCCCAGUGGCCAGAAUUUCCCCAGCUGCCAACCUGCCUGAGCCACGGGCCUUGGACAUGAGUCCUCAGUGCAUCUCCAACCAGCUGCACUCGACAGUAGCUGUGGUGCGGCCCGGCUCCCGGGCCUGCCCACAGGACAGUGGCACCGCCAACGGAACACCCCCGCCACCAACCACCAGAAGCAGCCCACCCAGCCCACCAUGUGAACAUGGCCUCCCUGUGGACAGCUUCCUGCGGGCCUCUCGGCCAUCAGCCCUAGCCUAUGAGACGCUGAAGCGCUCCCUUCAGACCGAUCGCCUCUGCCUCCUGAAUCGUCACCUGUCUCUGCAUCUGCAAAGCCCCCAAAGGAGCCCCCCGGCUCCUGCUACAGCUGCCAAAAGCCCCCUGCCCCAGGGCCUGAAAACUAGAGAGGCAGAGGCAUGGGAGGAGCCUGGCGCCCUGAUGGGCAUACAGGACCCACGGCUGGAAGGAGCAUUGCACCUGCUGCUGAUUCAGCAGCAGCUGCGGGCACGGGCAGGGGCAGGCAGUGCCAGGUUGAGGGUCCCAUCCACACUAGAAAAUAUGCCAUCUUCCCCACCAGCUGGUUCGGAUUCCGAAAGUGAGGUCCCCGGGACAGCUUUGAGCACAGAGGCCCAGCCUGAUGGGUGGCAUCCGCAGUCCACAAGCCAAUGUAGCCCCCCAAGGAAGGAGAUACAUGUGACCACUCAGGACUGUCCCCCAGACAAGCCUCUGGACCUCUCUGACCGGGGACGGUGUCGGGACAGCCUCAAAUCCACUAGCCAACCUUUGCCACUCAACACCACAGUUGCCCACGCUCCCAGCCCCCAGCUGCCCACCUUGUCCAGACCUGUGAUUCACAGCCCCCAUACUCUCAGCAAUGGCAACACACAGGCCAGAACUCAGGAGCCUGAGGAACACUCUACUCCCAAGGACACCUCACACCUUCUCCCAGGGACCCAUGCCAGCCUGACCUCUCCUGGAAGGACAGCAGAGGAGGCUGGAGGAAAACCAAGGCCAGUACCCCACUUGCAGAGACCUGCCACUGAUGGGACCACAGAGCCCAGCAAGGUCAGGGCACAGAGGCCAGAGCUGCAGCAACUGGAAGAGUCAGACACCAAGAUGGGACUGACCUCUGAGGCAAGCACAGAGUCAAGCAUGCCAGGAGAGAGACAGGCUGAGGGCCAUCAACAGGGUCCACAGCAGAAGAGGAAGCGGACCUCAGAUCUUCAGGACAAAGCCCCGAAGAAGCCAUCUCAAGGGAGAAGGAAGCCAAAGGAAUCUUCGACGCUAACAGACAGCCCCGGGAGCCCAAGGGACAUGGAGGACUUCAGCCUUUCCCCUAUUGACAGCUGUCAGGAGUCCUAA